Messenger RNA from Ooceraea biroi (clonal raider ant), 462 nucleotides. It is a transcript of the gene ksh, whose product is annotated as transmembrane protein 167A-like protein ksh. NCBI's taxonomy places the organism in Eukaryota, Metazoa, Arthropoda, Insecta, Hymenoptera, Formicidae. The record is from RefSeq and is a predicted model, not a curated record.
UCCAACUGCAUAUAGGCUGCGCGCGCAGCAAAUGAUGUCGCAAAAGAAGUUGGUCUGUUUACGGUAGAAUUUUUAAUAAUUUAUCUGCGAUUUUUCGGAUUCACUGGACAAUUUUGCGUGACAUAACAUCAUGUCCGCCAUAUUUAAUUUUCAGAGCUUGCUGACUGUAAUAUUAUUGCUCAUAUGUACCUGUACCUAUAUCAGAUCACUGGCACCCAAUUUGUUCGACAAACGGCUAGGAAAGGUUGGUUUUCAGGGUACUUUUUGGAAAUGUGCUAGGAUUGGCGAAAGAAAAAGUCCAUAUGUGGCUUUUUGUUGUGUCUUUAUGGCCUUUAGCAUUUUAUUUUGGUCAUAGAGUUUAUAAUCGUUUGGCCAAUGCAUUUGGGUUGUUGUACGUACUCUAAUAUUAUGUUAAUGUAUUUAUGCACGAAAGCUGGAAAUGAGAAUAAAAAGCCGUUUUGA